Molecule: messenger RNA, 6393 nt
Organism: Closterium sp. Naga37s-1
Lineage: Eukaryota; Viridiplantae; Streptophyta; Zygnematophyceae; Desmidiales; Closteriaceae
Source: the annotation of a GenBank genome assembly
AUGUUUAAGGCGUUUGGGUCCAAGAAGGAGAAGUUCGAGUUCCGGUUUAGGUUUCAUGCUACUCGGGUGCCGGCGACGGGGUUCGAGAGGCUAGUGGUGUCGCUGAUUCCGGUGGACACGGGGAAACUCGAGGGACAGACGCCAAAGGGGGUGGUGAAGAACGGCACGUGCACAUGGACCGACACCGUCACCGAGGUCACUCGCCUCGCCAGGAAUCCCAAAGGGAAAGGCUACGAGCAGAAGGUGUACCGGCUUAUCGUGUCCACGGGGAGGGCGAGGAGUCAGACACGGGGCAGAGCGAGAACGAGGAGGAACUCCACGCCCAAGAAGCCAGCCGGCAAAGCAGCAGCUGCUGCUGCUGUAGGGGCAGGCGCAGGAACAGGCGCAGCAGCGGUCGCAAGGGGAGCAGGGGGGACAGGGGGCGGGGUGCAUGGAACGGCGGCGGCAGGACCGAAGCGGAUGAGCAAGAGCAAGUCGGACGCGAGUGACGUGCUGUCGAGCAUCGACCUGCCCAACACCACCACGCCCACAAAGGGGCAGGUGAGUGCAGCACAGGGGUGGGUGGGCAAGUGGAGGGUAGGCGCAGCAGGGGACCAGGAGCAAGAGCGGCAGCGGAAGCUACUGGAAGAGCAGCAGAGGGAAGAGAUGCGGCAGGCAGAGGAAGAAUUGGAGGAAGAAGCGAGGCGGGUGAGAAUGGAACGCGAGUGGCAACGGCAGCAGCGGGAGGAGGUGAGGCGGCGGCAAUACGCCUUAGACUCUGCCUCAGACGGAACCUCACAGGGGGGCAUGCCGGAUGCCUUGUCGCCUGGGCUCACCCCGUCCGUGGGCGCGACUGGGAUGGGGUACACAGGGAUGGAGGGGAGCGAGUAUGGGGAGAGGACGCCCGAGGAGAUGACUGGGGAGAAUGAGUAUAUAGAUGAGCUGCAGGAGCUGCAGUCGCCUGGCGGGAUGGGGUCUGUGGGUGGCGGUGGUAGUGGUGGAGGUGGUGGUGGGGGGGUUGGGACUCCUAUGACUGGUAUGUCUCCCCGUGGAGCGCUGGGAAGCUGGAGUAAGGGGCCGGGGGGGACGCCGCAGACGCCGGUUAGUAUGGUUGGUAGCACGGGCACGGUUCCUGGGACUGCUGGCACAGGCGCGGGGUAUAAGCCCGCGUGGGCGGAGUCAGGCGGGGCGAGCGCGGCAGGCGGGGGGGAUGGGCGCGGGCGGGGGUGGUCCGGGGGAGGGGCACCUGGUUUCCCCGCCCUCGACGCGGGCGCAAAGGGGAACGGCGCGCUGCCCUCGCCCAGCGCAGGCGCCAUGUCGCCCGUCCCUGCUGGUCCCAUCCCCGACGGGUUCAGCCCCUUAGGCUCCGUGGGAAGCUCCCUGACAAACCCGCUUGGGGCAGUGCACGGGCGCGGCGGAGGAGGCGCGGUUAUGCGGGACUAUCCGGGGGAGCUGGCGGCGGCGGAGGCGGCUAUAGAGGAGCUGCAGCGGGACUGCGUGAAAUACCAGCUGAACGCGCGAAAUCUCACCAGGGAGGUGGAGAGUCUGAGAAGCCAGCUGGCUGAGGCGAUCACGCAGGACCAGAGGGCUGAUAUUGCGAUAGGGGAGUUGAAAGGGGAGAGGGAUCAGCUUCAGGAGGAGCUGAACCAGCUGCGGAUGGGGCGGGGAGGCGGGGAAGUGGGCGGCGGGGGGAUGGGGGAGGGGAGCGAGUGGAGCAUGGGCGGACCCGGGGGCAUGCGCGGGGGGAUGGGGGGCGGCAGGGAGGUGGAGAUGCUGAUGGAAGAGGUGGAGUAUCUCAAGGGCACGGUUGAUAGCUUAUCAGCGCAGCUGGAGGUGUUUCAACGGGAUAACGUGGAGCUGUCUAAGUCGCUUGAGGAGGCGGAGAGAGAGGCGGGGAAGUACAGGCGGGACGCGGAGGAAUUGUUUGAGGAUAGGCGGGAGGCGCAAGCGGUGGCGAAGCGGCUGCAGAAGCAGAUGGAGGAGAAGGAGGCGGACUGGAACCGGCGGCUGGCGGAGCUUGCGCAGGGGAAUGGGGGGAUGGACGGGUUGGGUCUGAGCGGGUUGGGGGUUUCGGAGGGGAUGGGCGGCGUGGGAGGGAGCGUGCAGUCGUCGGUUAAGAGGAGUUUGUUUGGCGGGGCGGACAGGCGCGCGGGGCUGGUUCCGCGGAACCUGAGGGAUGAGCUGGAGCUCGCGACAGAGAGCGAGGGGGAGGUUAGGGGAGGCGGAGGAUGCAAUAAGCGGUACGCAGGGUAUGACGGGCAGGAGAGCAGCGGGACGGCGGGCAUGACUUGUGAUGAGAGCGUGCUGUUAGAGCUCCAACAGAAGGUGGAAGAACUGGAGAAAGAAGCGCAGGAGCUCACAGCAGAGAGUCUUGAGCUAGCUACGGAAUUGAACACGGCGAAUAAGGAGGCUGAGCAGAAGGAGGUGUUGAUCGAGCAGCUGAAGCAGGAGUUGGUCGCGGCUAGGGGUGGGAGAGGGCUUCCGGCGAGUAUAGCGCAGCUGCUACAGACGAAACCCAAGCCGAAGCCGUACCAGCCUGUGCAGCUGCGGCAGCAGCGCCCGGCGCCGCCCCCGCCUCCUGCUCCCCCUGCCCCGUGCCUGUGUCCGAAAUGCUCUGAGCCGUCCGCCCCUGCGCUCUGCGCGAAGUGCACCCCGCCUCCCCCGCCCCCGCCGCCGCCUGCGGCCCCAUCUCCGCCUCCGCCCCCGCCCCCUCCCCCUGCCCCUGUAGAGGAAACUAAGAAACCAGAGGUUGCGGUGAGGGCUGUGAGCAGCGAGGGCGGCAGCAGCGUGUCCGAGGAAGAUGCGCGGAAGCUGCAGGCGCGCGUGCAGGAGCUGCUGGAGCAGCUGCGGGUGCAGCGGGCGGAGGCGCAGGCCGCCAAGGAGGAGGUGGUGCAGCUGCGCAGCAAGGUGCGCGUCACUGAAAUGGCCACCCAGCGCGCGAAUGACAGGCUUAGCAUCUUAGAGGAGUAUGAACGGAGGGCUAGGGAGGUGGAGGCGGAGUUGGAAAGUACCAAGAAGCUGCUGACGGCGGGGCGGCGGGCGAGGGAGGAGGCGGAGAGGAGGCAUGAGCUAGAGGUGGAGCAUUUGAAGGAGGCGCGGGCUGACGUGGAGAGUCAGCUGACGAGGUAUGUGGAGGAGGUGGGGCGGCUGGAGAAGAAGUGUGCUGAUGAGGGACAGGCAGGAAAAGAGCUGAGUGAGAGGCUGGCCCAGGUGCUGGAGAAUGGGGUUGGUGGGAUUGACUUGGAGGAUUCUGCGAGUCUGGCUGCGAGGGCGGAAGGGUUGGAUCCUGCUGGGAAGGUGGCGCUGCUUGCUGAGGUGGCGUCUAAGUGGCGCGCGCGGGCUGCUGAGCUGGCGAAGGAGAAGGAGAAGCUGCGGGAGGAGAAGGGUGACGUGGAGGGGAAGAUGGAGGAGCUGGAGAAGGGGAUGGGGUCGUGGCGGAGCGAUAGGGCGGGUUUGGAGAAGCAGGUGCGGCUGCUGGACGAGGGGAAGAGAUUGGCGGAGUCUCGGGUUCAAGAGGUGGAGUUGCAGUUGUCUGCUAUGCAGGAGCUUCUAGAUGAUGCCAAGGCGGAUUCUGCUGCUGCUGUGAGGCGCAGCAACGGUGGUAUGAGCGCCAGUGAGGUGGAGGAGAUGAGGGAGAGCAAUCAGAAGGCGAGGAGGCGGAUUGUGGAGCUUGAAGGGCAGGUGAAGGCGCUAGAGACGAGGCUGGCGGAGUGGGAGGUGAGGGAGCUGUCUGGUUUAGGCGGUGGGGAUCGGCGUGGGAAGAGCAAGGAGCUGGAGGAGGCUCGGAAGCGGAUUGCCGAGCUUGAGGCGGAGGUUCGGAAGGUGGCUGGGGAGUCCGGGGCGGGAAAGAGGGAGGUGGAGAUGAGGGUGUUGAGGUUGGAAGGGGCGUGUGGGAAGCUAGAGGCGGAACUGCAGGAGGCGAAUACGGGGAAGAGGAGGGCAGAGGAGAGGGUAGCAGAGGUGCAGGCUCAACUGGUGGUGGUGACAUCUGAGGCCAAGGCGGGGGCGGGGAGAGCGAAGGAGCUUGACGGGCGGUUGCAGAGGGCGGAGGCGAGAGAAGGGGAGCUGAUGAGCGAGGUGCAGGGGCUUGAGGGGCGGUUGAAGGAGAUGGAGCGGGAGAAGGAGCGGUUUAGUCGGGUGCUGGGGCAGGAGGAGGCGAAGCGGGAGGCGGCAGAGGCGAGGGCGGCAGCAGGGGAGGCGGCGGGGGAGAGGGUGAGGGAGCAGAUGGGGAGGGACCUGGCCAGGAUGAAAGAGGUGGAAGCGAAGCUUACAGCGUGGUUGCAAGGGGUGGAGAGGGAUAGAGAUGAGGCGAAGGCGAGGGCGAGCAAGGCGGAGGAGGGGCAGAGGCGGGAGAAGGAGGAGCGGCAGGCGGCUGUAGCGCGGCUACAGGCGGAGGUGCAACUGCUGACUGAUCAGCUAUCCGCGUCUGUGAGCGCGAGUGGUAACUUAAGAAGGGAGAAUACGAGUGCGGUGGAAGCAGCUGAGCUGAGGGCCGCUAAGGGGAAGCUGGAGGACCGGUUGAGGCGGGCGGAAGCAGAGCUGAGGGAUGCGAUAGCCGAGAGGAACAAGGCAGAGCUUGAAGUGGAGAGUCAGCGGCGGGCUGGGCUGAAGAGGGAAGCAGCAGAGGCGGGAGAAGCGGUGGUGAAGCUGAGGGGGGUUGAGGAGGAGCGGGACGAGCUGAUUCGGCAGCUGGGGGAGGCGGAGGCGGGUGUAAAGCGGUUGGAAGCGGUGAGGGAGGAGCUUGAGGGGGAGAAGCGGGCGUUGGUGGCCCAACAGGGGAUCAUGGCGGCCAAAGUGAAGGAGUUGGAGCGGGUGAAGAGCGAUUUGGUGGCUUUGCGGAGGGAGAAACAGGUGCUAGAGGAGAGACGGCUUACAUUGUCGCUUAAACUGGCGAAGAUGGAGGAGGGGUUGAGUGAGCUGGAGGAUUUACGGGCCAAGCAUGUGGUGCUGGAGGGGGAGGUGGGGGAAUUGGCAGCUAAGGCGGGGGAGGUGGUGGGGUUGAGAGAGGAGAAGAAGCGGUUGGAAGGAGUGGUGAGGGAUUUGGAGGAGCGGGUGGAGCAGCUGGCGAGUGUGUCUGGUGGGGGUGGGUCUGCAGGUGGUGGGGGGAGUGUGGGGGGGGCGGGGGCAGCGGUUGCAAGUGCAUUGGCAGAGGAGGUGCGGCAGCUGAAGCAGCAGAAUGGGGAGCUUAAAAAGCAGUUGGCGGAGGUGAAAGGAGAGGGGGAUGGGGGGAUGGGUGUGGGCGCUGUGGGUAUGGGCGCUGGGAGCGCAAUGAAAGGCAGGCCAAUGGGGGGAGGCGGAGGGGGGAUGAUGGGCGGGGGAGGGGGCGGUGCAUUCGCCCGCGGGGGGCGGGCGGGGGGGAUAAUGUCGGCGCGGGGAGGGGAGGGCGGGGCGGAGAGGCAGGUGGAGGAGCUGAGGAAGAGGACGAUGGCUCUGGAGGGCGAGCUGCAGCGCAAGGCAGAGGCGCUGGCUGCUGCUGAGAGACAGCUGGAGGCCGCCAGGCAGGCUGCAUCUGGGGGAGGUGGCGGGAUGGAGAGCCAAGUCGGCAAGCUUGAGGACCAAGUGCGAUCUCUUGAGCAGUCUCUGGAGAGCAGCAGAGCAACAGCAGAGGCGAGGGAGCGUAGCCUGACCGAGCGGCUGGAGCAGCUGGAGGCAGCGAAUGAGCUGCUGGGGAGCAAAGGGGACAACGCCAGUGCCAGGCUGAACCAAGAGUUGCGCAAGGCGCAGCAGCGGGUGGGGGAGUUGCGCAAGGCGCAGCAGCAGGUGGGGGAGGCGCGAGUGAGGGAGGCGGAGCUGCGGUGUGCGCUGGCAGCACUCAAGGGAUCCAGCACAGAGGCACACGCACAGGAGGACCCUCGCAAGGCAGCGGCACAGCGCAUGGCGAGCGGCGUGGCAGAGAGGAUGGCGAUUCUGGAAACGGAGCUGGCAGAGGCACUGGAGGCCAACAACCGUUACAAGGAGCAACUCAAGCGUGCAAUGGCGAGCGCAGGGGCAGCAGACAGCAGUGCAGCACAGCAGUCGCACGAGGGUGAGCUGGCAGCAAGGCUUGCUGACAUGGCAGCACAGCUGGAGGAGUCCAAGCUGGCGGCGCAGACAGCCGAGGGUGAGCUGGCGCGAUUGAGGGCGGAGCACGGGGCAGUGGCUGCCAGGCUGGCACAGGCUGACGUGGACAAGAAGGGAGAGAGAAAGGUUAAGGGAGAUAUAGAGCGGAAAGCUGAGAAGAAAGAUGAGAAGAAGAGGGAGGAGAAGAAAGAGGAGAAGGAGGAAAAGCGGAGGGAGGAGAGGCGGCUGGGGUCAAGGCCUGCCAGUCCAAGGAGCAAGGUGGGGGGGAUUACGAGCAGCACUGCCACUCCUGCCAGUGCAAGUGCGGCCAGGCUGGGCAGAAGCAGCAGCUCCAGAGGCAUGGGCAUGGUCUAG